GCGAAAAGUGAAAAAGUUCCAUGAGUUUUUAAAACUUCUGAAGAAAAUAUUAAUAAUGGAGCAAGCUCCUACUCUUGACACUGUAUGUCAAGCGCUACAAGCGCUCUACAACAACCCUGAUAUGGCCGGUAAAGAAAAGGCGUCUGUGUGGUUAGGCGAACUUCAAAAAUCGGUUUUUGCAUGGCAAAUAGCAGAUCAGUUAUUGAGAUUAAAUCAAAGUUUAGAAUCCUGUUAUUUUGCUGCUCAAACAAUGAGAACAAAGAUCCAGUAUGCAUUUCAUGAAUUACCAGUGAAUUCUCACCCGUCAUUGCGUGAUUCAUUAAUAGAACAUGCUAGUAAAAUAACACCUGAAACUCCACCUGUAAUUGUUACACAGCUAAGUUUGGCAUUAGCAGAUUUAAUUCUACAGAUUCCGUCCUGGAAAGGUGGGGUUGUCGAGAUCAUUCAAAAGUUUGGUUCAAAUGCUCAACAAACAUCAUUUUUAUUGGAGGUACUUACUGUCUUACCAGAAGAGAUUAAUAGUCGAUCACUGCGGCUUGGUGCAAACAGAAGACAAGAAGUAAUAGCAGAAUUAACAUCAGCUUGUCCUGUAGUCUUACAAUUACUGACGGCAUGUUCAGAGUCGGCAGGAGAUGAUAAAAGAUUGCAAGCUAGAAUAUUCCGUGUUGUUGGAAGUUGGUUUAGUGUAGGAGGUAUUUCUCAAGAUGCUAUUAUAAAUACACCAUUAUUACAGGCACCAUUUGAAGCCUUGAGACACAGAGAAACACCAUCACAUCUUCAUGAAGCUGCUGCAGAUUGUCUUUGUACAGCACUUUACAGUAUGGAGGAUAUUCAGAAACAUCCGACAUUAGCUCAAGCUUUAUUUGAAGGUGUAUUAACAUUAACCGAAGGUUAUCAUCUUUCAGUAGCUGAUGAAGAUUCAGAUAAAUCUAUUAAUUAUUGUCGAGUAUUUACAGAAAUAGCUGAAGCUUUUUUAAAUGUGAUAGUAACAACACCAAAUCAGGGAUUAGGAGACUUUAGAAUAUUAGAAUUACUUUUAACUUGUGUUGGUCAUCAUUUAUAUGAGGUGGCUGAAAUAACUUUUAAUUUUUGGUAUCGUUUAUCAGAAGAUAUGUAUCAGAAGAAUGAUAUGGCUUUGAACGAAUUAUUUAGACCAUAUAUACAGAGAUUGUUGAUAUCAUUAGCUAAACAUUGUCAAUUAGAUCCAGAUCAUGACACGAUACCCGAUGAUACCGGUGAUUUUGGUGAAUUUAGAUUACGGGUGUCCGAAUUAAUCAAAGAUGUUGUUUUUAUUGUUGGUUCAACUCCAUGUUUUAGUCAGAUGUUUUCCAAUCUACAGAAUCCGACACAGAACAUACCAUGGGAUGCUUCAGAAGCAUCGCUAUUUGUUAUGACGGCUGUGGCUAAAAAUAUUUUACCUGAAGAAAAAGAAAUAGUACCACAAGUAUUAGAAGCUGUAUUAAAUCUUCCUGAAACAGUUCAUAUUGCUGUACGAUAUACAAGUUUACAAUUAGUUGGGGAAUUAUGUGAAUGGAUUGAAAGAAACCCACAGUAUUUAGAUCCAGUAUUACAAUUUUUAUUGGCUGGUUUACAGCAACCAUCAUUGGCAUCCGCAGCAGCUAAUGCUUUACAGAGUAUAUCAAUACAAUGUCGUGAUCAUCUAACAAAACAUUUUCAAGGAUUAGUACAGAUUAUUCAAGCUAUGGAUACGUUUAACUUGUCCACAGAUGCUGCUAUUGGUUUAUUAAAGGGCACAGCAUCAAUAUUAGCUCGACUUCCACAUCCUAAAAUAGCUGAAGGUUUACGCACACUGAGUUCCUUUCAAAUAGCACAGUUAAAUAAAUUAAUAGCUGAAGAAACUGGUCCAGUUAAACAAGGUUCUGAUAAUGAUCCUACUGUAUGGUUAGACAGAUUAGCUGCUAUAUUUAGAUAUACAAAUCCUACAGUGAAUAAUGGUCAAGUACAUCCUUGUCAAGCUGUUAUUCAAGAGGUAUGGUUAGUAUUAUCACAAGCUUGUAAUAAAUAUCAAGCUGAUGUUAGAAUAACAGAGAGAUGUUGUCGAUGUAUUAGAUUUGCUAUUAGAUGUUUGGGUAAAAACUCAGCCACAUUAUUAACCCCUCUAGUCACACAGAUGGUACAGUUAUAUCAAGUACAUCAACAUUCAUGUUUUCUAUAUUUGGGUAGUAUAUUAACAGAUGAAUAUGGUACAGAACCGGGUUGUAUACCAGGUUUGUUAGAUAUGUUACAGGCAUUUUGUGGACCUACAUUUAAAAUAUUAGAAGAGCAUAAUGGAUUAAGAAAUCACCCAGAUACUGUAGAUGAUUUAUUUAGAUUAUGUUUACGAUUUAUCCAGAGAUGUCCUGUCCCGUUUUUACAAAGUCCCAUGUGUAAACCUUUAAUAUGUUGUGCUAUAGCUGCCUGUUCAUUGGAUCAUAAAGAUGCCAAUGCUUCUGUGAUGAAAUUUCUUGCUGAUUUCUUCAAAUGUGGUAGAGAAAAAGAUGAUCGAGAAGAUUUUGAAGUGCGUCAAACUCUAGUCAAACAGUUAUUAAAUGAUCAUGGUCAGGCUUUAAUACAUGCUAUUAUUAACGCUUGUAUUUAUUGUUUACCUACAUAUAUGAUUCCUGAUGUAGCAGAAGUUGUACACGAAAUUAUGUUAAUUGAUAGGCCUAUGUUUUGUGUAUUAUUAGAAACUACAUUAAAAGCUUUACCAGCUGAAAAUAGUGGUGGUGCAGUAACAGCUACACAUAAACAAUUAACUGACUUUCAUAAAGCAGUAACCAGUGCUGAAGCUAUGAAACAUGUGUCCCAUUCUUUGAGAGAUUUUUCUCGCCUCUACAGAUGAUUUCAAUGUUUAAAUGUGGCAGAGAGAAGACUAUCUGUGAUGUUUUUAUAUAAGAUAAAUAAGCUUGUUAUUGUAUAGACAACUUCAUCACCUGCUUAUAUACUUAACCUUAUGUGCUUACACCAUGACUUGCCUCAAGACACUUGAUCUACGCAGAGCAGAAUAUUGUGGUUGUGAAUAGUUUUUUUGUUUUUUUUUUAAGUAAUUUUUCAAUAGGACUCUGCUUACCUCUUUUAUCUAGUUAUUUCAUAAUAGGCUGGAUGUCUUUACCAUUCAAUCAUAAUGCAAUAGUCUGUGGCGCUACAGACUUUCAAGUUCGAACAACAGCAAGUAGUGGUGUUUUGGUUCCCAUUUAUAAGUGAAUUUGAUUGAAGAAAUUCAAAUUAUUUAGUGCUUUUGUGAUGAUCGCUAUCAAAUGAUCAAUCAUUUAGAAAACUACAUUGGAGAGGUCACAAUUUUACUCUCUUUUUGUUUAAAAGUUUGGUCAUUUUCCUUUGUGUGUGCUCUUUUGAGUUUGUUAAGUAAUUACAUGUUCCGGUAGGCAUUGCGUUUUUUUUUUUUAAAUUGUCUUUUGAAUUCCAAAGGAGACUGAAUCUUCCAAGUACUGUUAUUUUUGUUUGAGGUUGGCAGUACAUCUUGUAGCAAUUGAAUCGAGCAAUAAAAUUUUGAGAUGCUCGUACAGAUACUCACUACAGAUAGUGUAGUUGUUCAUAUGCAAUGUGAUUUGUUGAUGGCACAGAUGAUAUGUUACUUCAUCAAACCAAUGUAAAAGAUGUCAUGAAUAACGAAGUAUGAAGAACAUGUAAAAUAUGGCCUCCUUUACAUCAGAUUUGUCAAGAUUUUAUUAUGUUAUUCUUUUAGAAUUGAUUUUAUUUGAUUAAAAAUUGAUCAUUGUUUAUGUUAUGAAUAGAACAAAAAUUCUUUUAAAAAUGCAAUACAUUUAAAUUAAAUGAUAAUUAAUUCUAUAAAUACAUGUAUUGCUGUUGAAAUCAGUACUGUUAGAACAUAUAUCAAUUAGCAUUACUGCACAGUUAUAGGUUCACUGCAGUCAUUCUGAGAAAUUUAUUUGUUAUUUCACUGUUCAUUUACAUGAUGAACAUCCUUGUCAUUAAGGUCAUCGAGCAGUCUAAAAUGCGCAUUUUAAAGCUAGCACUAUAAUUCUUUUAUUUUAGGUGGUAAACUAUAUAUUGAUCACCAAAAAAAUACCAAUUUUAUUUACCAACUAUGUUCCAAACUUGGCCCAAAAGCAUGAUAAUAAAGGGUGCUGAUGACAACAAAAGUCAAAUUUUCUCAGUUAUGCCCGCAUGGAUUUUCUUUAAAUUUGGCAUGAACAAUGCUGAUUGCAUGUCCAAAAAAGCUACUGGACAACUUUUGGCUAUAGACUGUGGUUUGUCUGGUAUCCAUGGAAAUGCAAAAGACCUAUGAGUUUUCUUGAAAUUCUAUUAGUACAUGCUAAAAAGAGAUAUCGAUAAUCACUCCAGUAGAUGGAAAGUAGAGGUUGUAAGCUACAUUUCGAAACCAAAAAUGUUGGAAAAUAUCAUCUCAGAGUAUUUUAAAAUCGUUCUUCUUUAUUUACCUUCAAACGGGAUUUUGUGAUUUUGGGUUAAUUCUUUGAAUACAUCCACAACAAGUUUUAAAAUACAACAAUUCAGACGUAAAAAGUAAAUAUCUACUUCAGUGCACUACUCGGCCGCUCUAUGAAUUAUUUUAAACAUUUAAAAAUAGCACUCUUCAACCAUCAGAAAAUGAAAUUCAGACACGUUCCACUCACGAUAGAUGGUAGACCUGAAUAAUCGCAUAUUAGAGGGAAAUCCUUCUGACAUCACAUUAUCUAGAUAUGAUUGUUUACAGCAGAUGACGUGAACGGUGUAUACAACAUCAUAAUUUAUUCAAGAUCAAGAACUGAUCAAGGUCGAAGACUCUCCCCCCCCUCCCCCCGGAUCCGCCCCUGACUGACCUAAUUAGUCAUUGUUAAACAACAUCUUGAAAACCAAUAGAUUAUGUGUAUACAAUCUGAUUUGAACAUCUCCAUUGUAACAGUGUAGUCCAAUCAAGUAAAGUGCUGAUUGUAAUUAAGUUAUCUAGAAUAGUUCAUUAAGGCUCAUUUAAAUUGAUUUAAUACAUCUCAGUUUCAGAGAAUGGCUUACAGUGUGUUUUGUGGAAAGACACAUUGAAGAGUUACAGUUUUUAUUCUUAAAAUCAUAAUAGUUAGAAAAACUAGAUAAAACUUGAAUAUAAUAAUCCUUGUGAAACCAGUGCUUGUUGUUAAAACCUUUAUUAAUUAUAUUGAUCUAGUCAGAUUUAUACAUCUAUCAAUUAUAGAGUAUUAUGCUCAUUAAUACUGCCAUUAUAUUCAUUUAAUAUUCCCAUCUUUAUAGAAGGAAUGAUGAUAUUAUAUUAUAACAUUCUAAUAUACCAUUCCUUAUAUUACAUUCUACGCUUACAUUAUCUACAUAGGGCAAUAAUACCAAUCUAUUAAAUAGAUCAAAGACUUCAUUCUUGCAGGCAUUUAUAUCUUUUUCUACUCUAUCUUUUACAUGUAGAUCAACCAUUAAUAUAUAACGUUUGGUCUAUAACAAGAUUUAUAUGUAAAUAAUACCAAUGGCAGAUAAAUAAUGUCAAGUUAACAAUAAUUGUAAAUAGAGUAUGUAACAAUAUGAUGAAGCAUAAUUUAUAGGAUUUACAAUAACUGUUAAUUUGAGUUAUUUAUGAAAUUUAGAUAUUGGCAAUUUGUAUUAAGGAAAACACCCAUUGCAUUAAUUAUGAUAUUGGCAACAUGUUUAAAUAAAACAUUCAUUGCAUGCAUUUCAAUCUAUUUUCUUUCAGAUCGAAAAAUCCCCAGUUGUACGUGACAAGUAGGGUCACCUGUCCAACCUCGUGGGUUUUCUCCGGGUCCUCAGGUUUCCUCCCACUGCAAAAGACCCCUACGCGCAAGCGAAUUAUUGAAAUAAAAUUAAACCAUAUGUUAGUCCCAAAAUGACCUAGUUUGUGUCGAGUGGACGUUAAACCCCAUUUCUCUCUCAGAUUGAAAACACAUUGAUUACAAAGGCUCACAAAGUAACAAUAUCUGAGUUAGUUUAGAUAUAUAUAUAUUAUAAAUUACCUUUUUAUUGCUCAUACAUGUAGCUACACCACUAAUUUAUUGUUAUAUUUAUAGUCAAAAUGUAUUGUAGUGUUUGCAUGUUUUACAGUAGACUCAUUGUUUUGUACAUUUGUGUCCAUGUAUAUUUAAAACAUUUUGGAUUAAAGUAUAAUCUCUAAUCAGUAAUUAUGCAAUUACAAAUACAAUGGUAAUAUCACAAAUUGAAUACAAAUUACAACUUGAUUAUCAGCCCAUAUAAAUAAUUAAAGUAAUUAUCUCUGCCAAAUAGAUUAAUAACAUUAGUAAUUAUAUUCUUUAUGUGAUGUGUAUUUUUACACUAUUAUAAUUACUUGGAUCAGAAAAGGUCAAAAAUUUAUAAUUAUCACUAAUGUCAUGAGUAUUUUUUUUAUCUCGCCCGAGUGAUCAUACACUUUUAUCAACACCAGUAUAUUCUAUGUUAUAUUUUGUCACCAAGAUUAGAAACUUUUGGCCAUUUUCCUUAGACCUAUUGUGACUGAAGUCAAAUUCUAACAACAUUUGUGAAAAAAAACAAGGGAUACAUCUCUUCAUUAUAUACCAGUAAUUAAUUAUUAAACAGGUAUUAUGUAAGACCUAAAUUUGCCUAUUGCAGGUCUUUCUUUGGGCCUUAAAUAUUACAUAAAUUAUUAGACAUUUAUCAACAUGACAAAGACCAUAAGACAUUUAAGUAGAUUAGAAUGGUUUGGCCAUUUAUUGAUUUAAUUUAGAAAUGGAGAAGCAAGGCUAAGACAAGAAUGACCAGUAUGGUGGUUACAAGAGUGCAUACAUCUUGUCAAAACUACAACCAUUAAUAACUUAGUUCAAAAUAAAGUAAUUAGAUUGAAAUUUUCAAAAUGUUCAUUUUGCAUCAUUUAUUUUUGAAAUAUUAUAGCGAGAACGGCAAGCUCUUUAUCUAAAUCUUACAUAAUGCCCCUUUAAGCAUAAUAGAUCUGAAAAAAAGAUUGCAUAAACAAAGAAAAUAACAUUAUUUUUAUUAUUGCCUCGGAAAAAAACAAUCAAAACUUAUUUAAAGGGCUUAUAUAAAUCUGAGCAUUAAUUUUGAUAUUGGAAAUGCAUGUAAAUUGUCAGUUUUUAUUUGUAUAUAUUAUAAUUUGGUGUAAAAUAUGUACAAAUGUAUUUUUAUUUGCUAAGCACUGUGUUGUAGGUAGAGUAUGCGGCUAUAGAUUAGCCCAUCAAAUGGGUAACUAGAAAUGAUAUUCUAUUUUUAAAUAAAAGAAACCAUGAAAUAAUUAGACUGUAAAUACAUGGGAAAAUUUAAAGAGAUCUAUUUUUGGUAAACCUAGACUCCAGGAAUAUGUUUUAUUUAUUUAAACAAUUGUUUUCAUUUUAUCUCAUAUGAUACUGUGACCCAUCUAGAAUAUGAAAGUUCUACCAAUAUUUGAAUUUUAAUACAUUUAUUUAUUGUCUGUUCUAUUGUAGUUGUUUAUAGUGAUUGAGUGUGAACACAUUAAAAAGGAUUUUACAACA
Molecule: messenger RNA, 7430 nt
Organism: Patella vulgata (common limpet)
Lineage: Eukaryota; Metazoa; Mollusca; Gastropoda; Patellidae
Product: transportin-3
Exons: 27
Coding region: 56-2842 (928 amino acids)
Biological process (GO): protein import into nucleus
Cellular component (GO): nuclear membrane; cytoplasm
Molecular function (GO): small GTPase binding
Source: RefSeq, a predicted model, not a curated record